UGCGAUAAAUUGGAGUGACUCCUACUUUCUAAUUAAAGGUCUGUAAGGCAGUGGUCAUUUCCAACCGGUUCAGGUGAUCCUCUUUCCAUUUUUUCUUAUUCAGCAUUUCACUGCUGUUUGUCCGGGACUUUAUCUUCGGUUCUCCUUGGUGGAACAGAGGCAACAAGAUCGCAUCAGACGAAAUGGUGAAGAUUGGAAUCAACGGAUUUGGACGCAUCGGCCGUCUGGUGACCCGUGCUGCAGCCAUGGGUGGGAAAGUUGAGGUUUUAGCCAUCAAUGACCCCUUCAUCGACCUUGACUACAUGGCCUACAUGUUUAAGUACGACUCCACUCAUGGUAUUUGGAAGCAUGAAGAGGUGAAGGCAGAGGGCGGCAAGCUGGUUAUUGGCAACAUGCACAUCAUGGUCUUCCACGAGAGGGACCCUGCCAACAUCAAAUGGAGUGAUGCUGGUGUAGACUAUGUUGUGGAGUCCACUGGUGUGUUCACCACCAUCGAAAAAGCUUCUGCUCAUUUGAAAGGUGGAGCAAAGAGGGUGGUGAUCUCCGCUCCAAGUGCCGAUGCUCCCAUGUUUGUCAUGGGCGUAAACCAUGACCAGUAUGACAAAUCAAUGAAGAUUGUCAGCAACGCUUCCUGCACAACCAACUGCCUGGCUCCCCUUGCCAAGGUCAUCAAUGACAACUAUGGAAUCGUUGAAGGUCUCAUGAGCACAGUCCAUGCUACCACCGCCACACAGAAGACUGUUGAUGGUCCUUCAGGUAAAAUGUGGAGAGAUGGGCGUGGUGCCUCACAGAACAUCAUCCCUGCCUCAACUGGGGCUGCCAAGGCUGUUGGCAAAGUGAUCCCUGAGCUGAAUGGAAAGCUGACUGGUAUGGCUUUCCGUGUCCCCACCCCCAACGUAUCUGUCGUUGACCUGACGGUCCGUCUGGAGAAGCCUGCAAAGUAUGAAGACAUCAAAAAGGUUGUCAAGGCUGCUGCAGAGGGGGCAUUAAAAGGAAUUCUAGGAUACACAGAAGAUCAGGUCGUGUCCACAGACUUCAAUGGUGACUCUCACUCAUCAAUCUUUGACGCUGGAGCUGGCAUCGCAUUGAACAACCACUUUGUCAAGCUUGUUUCAUGGUAUGACAAUGAGUUCGGCUACAGCAACCGUGUGUGUGACCUGCUCCAGCACAUGUUCUCCAAGGAGUAAAGCUGAUUUGGGUUUGUCUGGAACUGGAUGCUGGGAAUCUGCCCUGGGAUCAGACUACCUUCUUGAAAGACACUGAACUAUAAUAAACUUGUGAAAUUACA
Messenger RNA from Girardinichthys multiradiatus, 1288 nucleotides. Its product is annotated as glyceraldehyde-3-phosphate dehydrogenase-like. The coding region runs from base 183 to 1187 and encodes 334 amino acids. Gene Ontology annotation, biological process: glucose metabolic process. The record is from RefSeq and is a predicted model, not a curated record. Gene Ontology annotation, molecular function: oxidoreductase activity, acting on the aldehyde or oxo group of donors, NAD or NADP as acceptor; NADP binding; NAD binding. Lineage: Eukaryota; Metazoa; Chordata; Actinopteri; Cyprinodontiformes; Goodeidae. The transcript has 12 exons.